Zasmidium cellare ATCC 36951 is the source of this 1380-nucleotide messenger RNA. RefSeq lists its product as uncharacterized. Gene Ontology annotation, molecular function: lyase activity. Lineage: Eukaryota; Fungi; Ascomycota; Dothideomycetes; Mycosphaerellales; Mycosphaerellaceae. The transcript has a single exon. The record is from RefSeq and is a predicted model, not a curated record. Bases 1 to 1380 code for a protein of 459 amino acids.
AUGGCAACCCUCACCCUCGCCCGCUGGGCCGUCGCCCUCGAACCCACCAGCCUCCCCCCCUCCGUCCUCAAAGCCGCCCAACGCUCCCUCUACAACUACAUCGGCUGCGCCAUCGGCGGCUCCAAUCACCCAACCGUAACAAAAGCCCUCUCGGCCCUCUCCCUCUUCUUCGGCCCCCCAACCUCCACCCUCCUAGGCCACUCGCAACCCACCAGCAAACCCGACCCCCAGCCCACCAAAACCGACGCCCAACACGCCGCCCUCCUCAACGGCAUCGCAAGCCACGUCCACGACUACGACGACACGCACCUCGCGACGAUAAUCCACCCCACGGGCCCCGUCGCAAGCGCCCUCCUAGCCUACGCCGAACUCCACCCCACCCCCAUCUCCGGCCUCGACCUCCUCACCGCCCUCACCGCCGGCAUCGAAGCAGCCUGCAAACUCGGCCUGGCCCUCUGGCCCACGCACUACGACGUCGGCUGGCACAUAACCUCGACGACCGGCUCCGUCGGCGCCGCCGUCGCGGUCGCAAAACUCAUGAACCUCUCCGUCCAAGCCACCGCGCACGCCAUCGGCCUCGCGGCCACGCAGGCGACGGGUUUGCGCGAGAUGUUCGGCUCCGAUACGAAGAGUUUCCAUCCGGGCCGCGCGGCGCAGAAUGGGUUGCUCGCGGCUGUGCUCGCGCAGCGGGGGUUUACGUCUUCGACGGCGGCGCUGGAGGCGCGGCGGGGGUGGGGCAAUGUGCUGGUUUGCGGGAGCACGCCGCGGCUGGAGGAGUUUGUGGGGCAGUUAGGAGUCGUGUGGGAGACGGAGCGGAAUGCGUUCAAGCCGUUUCCCUGUGGGAUCGUGUGUCAUCCGGGAAUGGAUGGGGGGAUUCAACUCCACUUCGAACUCGCGCAAAAGGCCUUGAAAGUCGAGGAUGUCGAGAAAGUCGAGUUGAGGGUUCAUCCGCUUGUGCUGGAACUCACGGGCAAGAAAACCCCCCGCGACGGCCUCGAGGCGAAAUUCUCCGUCUUCCACGGCGUCGCCGUCGCGCUCCUUUACGGGAAAGCCGGACCGGCGGAGUACGCCGACGCGGUCGUGCAGGAUCCCUCUGUCAUAUCCCUCCGGAAUAGAAUCUCCGCGACGGCGGACGAGAGUCUCGGGGCGGACGAAUCGUAUGAGGUUGUGGUGCUCAAGGAUGGGAGAAGGUUGGAGAAUCAUGUGAGACAUGCGGUGGGGAGUUUGGAGGUUCCUAUGAGCGAUGAGCAGUUGAGGGGGAAGUUUGUGGAUCAGGUGGGGCCGGUGUUGGGGGUGGAGGGGGCGAGGAGGGCGAGUGAGGUUGCUUGGGGGGUUGGCGAGGUGGAGGAUGUCAGGGGGUGGGUUGGGAGGUUGUCGUGA